This is a messenger RNA of Amoebophrya sp. A25, 400 nucleotides long. NCBI's taxonomy places the organism in Eukaryota, Dinophyceae, Syndiniales, Amoebophryaceae. The record is from the annotation of a GenBank genome assembly.
UGGGAACCUUCUUGAUUUCAAUCGUUUUUGGUCUUGUCCUCGGUAGGAGGCGUUGUCAUAUAGCAAAGGAAAAAGCACAAGAAGCAUAGCGAUAUGAUUUAUUUGCGUAACCUGUACGCACACACUAAAAGACUCUUCUGGAGCGCCGUCGGCGCAGUUUUGUCAUUCAAUCGCUACAAGAUAUACAGCGAAUAAACAAAGUCCACUUCUGAAGUACUUGAAUACCAUAAGAAUGCCACUGAAAUGGAAAAUCACUAGCCGCGCGCGGUUUAUUCUACGAAUUAAGCAGAACUACUCGGGUUUCGACAUGUGUAAGGGAUAUGGGUCGGGAUUAAUAGCGCGGGGAUGUCGAUACUCGGGACACAUUUCAGAUUAUACCAUAAGAAUGCGACGCACUUGA